This is a messenger RNA of Pieris macdunnoughi, 576 nucleotides long. The record is from the annotation of a GenBank genome assembly. Lineage: Eukaryota; Metazoa; Arthropoda; Insecta; Lepidoptera; Pieridae.
AUGAUAUUUCAAAUCUUAUAUUUAAUUUUCGCGUCACUUAUAAUGCAGGUAGUGGAUGCACAACUUUUGGGUAAUCAACACAGCCUAGGUCUCCCUGGAAGACCCUAUCAAAAUCAAAUACCCAACCCUGGUCUUCCCGCUUCCAUAGCGGCGGAAAAGGCAGCGUUGAACAUGGGAUAUGGAAACUUUGCCAAUGGCAUGGCAAUGGAUCCAGCAUUUGCUAACAUAGCAGGCUUCAACCAGGAACUUGGUUCGUUCAACGGAGGUGGUUUAAUAGUAACAAGUUCAUCGCCCAUUGCUGCAAGUGGAGUGACAGUUCAGUCCGAGAAUUUGGUGGUUGAAGGACCAUUAGCAGUCACCGGACACUUGCCAUUCUUGGGAGUAGUUGAACUGGAAGGGCCCUUGCCAGCUACGGGUCAAGGUGCGGUGGCUUAUGGUGCUGGGAAUGGCGAUGUAGGAAUGACUGGCGAGAACUUGAAUGGCAUUCCCGAGCCAUCAAUCAGUAAUGUUGCUGCUGUAAGUGCCCGAAAUGCUGGUUUUGGCAUACAAGGUCUGGGACGACGAGGCAUUUAUUAG